Molecule: messenger RNA, 921 nt
Organism: Branchiostoma floridae (Florida lancelet)
Lineage: Eukaryota; Metazoa; Chordata; Leptocardii; Amphioxiformes; Branchiostomatidae
Exons: 10
Coding region: 1-921 (306 amino acids)
Cellular component (GO): extracellular region
Molecular function (GO): peptidase inhibitor activity
Source: RefSeq, a predicted model, not a curated record
AUGUCCACCCUUACAACACUUUCUGUUCUAACAAAACCCUACUGUCCGUCCGGAGACCCUUUUCUGCUUAACUACUUCUGCGGGCGGGGCGGCGAGCGCUGCCCUCCAAGAUAUUAUUGCGAGAUCGAAUCUGCUGACCGCUGGGCUGUGUGCUGUCCUACAGGAGACCCCUACUGUCCGUCCGGAGACCCUUUUCUGCCUAACUACUACUUUUAUGUGUGCAGAGACCCCUACUGUCCGCCCGGAGACCCUUAUCUGCCUAACUACUACUGCUAUCCCUACUGUCCAUCCGGAGACCCUUACCUGCCUAACUACUACUGCGGACGGGGCGGCCAGCGAUGCCCUCCAGGCUACUACUGCGAGAUCGAACCGACCGACCGCUGGGCUGUUUGCUGCCGCACAGAAGGUCAGUGCCCUGAUGUUACCGGCCAGGUGGGCAUCUGUGUGGAGGCGUGUAGCAGCGACUUCGACUGUCCCAACGAGCAAAUCUGCUGCUCCAAUGGCUGCGGACACACCUGCCAAGACUCCGUCCUCAUGCCCAUGCCUGAACCGAGGAAGCUGACCUGCUCCAUUGACCUGAUCAUCGUGAUCGACCUGUCCCCGAGCCUGUCCCAGGCAGCCUUCUUCUUCAUCAAACGGUUCAUCAUAGACCUGAUCCUCUGCCUUAUAGAGCUGUGCGUGGAUGUGGGGAUCGGCAUCAUCACGUACGACUGCGUGCCGACCUGGUACCUGCCCGUGCGCACCUAUGGUCUGACGGACCCGAGGCUGAUCGGCACCGCCAGCGGUCUGACGUACACCCGGAGCGGCAGCGGCUCGAGCCGGACCGGGCUGGCUCUCCGCUACAUGACCGACACGUAUAAGGCGGAUGUCCGUGACGCUUCAGCAGUGGUCAUGACAAGUGGAGAGCACCUAGAGAAGUAA